This is a messenger RNA of Patella vulgata (common limpet), 2532 nucleotides long. RefSeq lists its product as uncharacterized. The transcript is spliced from 6 exons. Bases 389 to 1561 code for a protein of 390 amino acids. The record is from RefSeq and is a predicted model, not a curated record. Lineage: Eukaryota; Metazoa; Mollusca; Gastropoda; Patellidae.
GACAGCCACAGUAAAACCAUUUGGUAAAUUGGAUUAAGCUCAGGCUAGCAGCAACUAAUUGCCUGGCUGGAGGCGUCUUUAAACAGCGAGGGACAUUUGACUGUUAGCCCAGCACACAAAGCUCAUGUGGAGUAGAAGUCGUUGGUCGUGUGGUAGCAGUUUGAAUUGUGCCGUUCGGUGUUUACUCAUGGUUUUCAGUAGAAAGUGGUAGAAAGCUAUUUGUAUGCUUGGUGUGUGUGAACGCUGUGUGUUUCACAGAUAUAUUACAUGCUAAAGCCUGAUAAUCAGGAUGUAGUUCAGUGGGUUUUUUUACGUGUUUUAAACUUGUUGUGAGAUCAGUAACAGGUUGUAAAAGUGAUAUGACGUAAAAUGGUUUGAACGAAGAGAAAUGGAUAAACCACUCGAUGGUUCUACAAACUGUACAGAUGAUAAUAACGAUGGCACCGAAUGUCCUGAUACUCUGUUAAACCAUCUUUGUCUGCGUUUAAAACCGCCUGAUUUUCCCGUCUGGUUCCAGGCAGAUGAUAUACAACAAUUACGAGAGAGCUGUAACAGCUGGAAAACGUACACAGAAUUAUGUCUUGGCGAGAUCGAAACCACUACAGCAACCCAAGAAGAAAAUUUCAGUGCUAUAGAUGUAACAACGGACAGCUCCGUCACCAAUGUCACUGACAUUGAUAUUAACACCACUGAAUCACUGUAUGAUGAGUCUAUUUUGUCUACUGUGUUGUCACCCACGUCACUGUCACUGACAUCACCUGUGUCAACAGAUGUUACAACACCACCAGAUGUAACUGUAACAGAUGAUGUGGUGUUGGUGAAUGUAACGGAAGAAUUAUCUACAGGGAAUUUAUCCGAGUAUCUGAUCAACAUUAAUACGACAUUCACACCACAAUCUUCAAAAUCUGAAAAUGUGAGUUACACAGGUAGAAAUGUGAGUUAUCAAGGUAGAAAUUGGAUAGCGACAGGUGUAGCAUUUUCUCUAGCAACUCUGAUUAUUAUUGGUGCCAUCGUUGUCUAUAAACUAUAUCGUAAAUACAGUUGUAAAUAUUGCCUGGAUACACAGAUGUACAUCGACUAUAAUUAUUUACAUCGUAAAGCCAAGAAAAAAGAAAAAUGGAAAAAUGGAAAAAACUCGAAAACGUUGGAUAUCGAAAAAUCUGUGAUGUUCGUGCCGAACGAUAACGAAAUAUUCAUAUCUGAGAAUCACAAACUUGGUGAUAUUUCACCUUUAUCAAAUAAUCAAAUUAUUGACCUUCAGCAUCAAAGUUUUGGUGAGGAUCCGUUGUACGUUUUACCGAACACUCUACCGGAGGUUAAUGUGAAUAUUUCUAAGGACACAUUCUGUGAACAGAGUUUUACGGAGGAGUUGGACCAAGAUUUUAAUCUUCCUCCUUUAAGUCUUUCGACGACGGGUUUCAAAGGGACGCUAGAAACAGGGUUUAUUAACCCAGCUUACGAGGGAACAGAGAGCAUUAUCGAUGCAUCGUUACCAAGAAAAAAGAAAAAACGCAGAUUUCCUUUCCUAAAAAUUUUAAGGAAAUCCAAGAGAGACAAGUGAUAUUUGAUUGUGAUUAAAGUGGUGCUACCUAUAUCUCCAGAAUUUCUAUCUUAAAUCAUAAAUUUAACACAUUAUUAUAAAAAUAAACCAGCUAACACAGUCAAAGUAUCAUAACAUAUGGUCCACUAACAUAGUCAAGGUAUUAUAACACAAUGUUAAAUGAAGGCUAACUAUAAUUAUAUAUUCUUUAUUAAGUUAUCAGACGAGGUUGGUUUUUCAUGGUUACAUACAUAAAAGUGAUAAUCUUCAACAUAAGGACCGAGAUGCUCUCUCACUGCAUGUGGGUUAUACAAGUCUAUUGAAUAUUCAUGAGUCUGACAUACAAUGUCCACUAACACGGUCAAAGUAUCAUAACACAAAUUCAAUUAACAUAUUCGAAAUAUAAUAACUCAGUUAAGGUAUUAUAACACAAGGUCCACUUACAUUGUCAUGGUAUCAUAACAUAUCAGCCAGUAAUACAGUCUAGCAAUCAUACACACUACACAAUCCACAAGUCAAUGUAUCAUAAUGCAUAGUCCACUAAGGCAGUCAAGAUAUUUGUGUUUGGUUUAUCGCAUAAGUUAUGUACAUAUACAUGAUUGCCAAACAUAAUGCCGUAAAUAUUAUUCCUUAUGUAUAUUUCUUAGCACUUUCUCAGUGAAAAUUUUAGUUGACAUCAUUUUGAAAAUGUUUUUCUGUUGACAGUUAAUUUUAUGUGAUUAAUUUAAAAAUGUCUUCCUAUCUCUGUCAGUAUUAACUAGCAGAUCUCAUCUAGUCACUGGUAGCUAUGUUGAUAAAGUAUGCUAAUAGCAGCCUUAUAAUACAGUCAUGGUAUUAUAACAUAUGGUUCACUAACAUAGUCAAAGUAUUUUAAGACACACAAAUAGCCCACUAACAGUCAGAGUAAUACGACACAAGGUCCACUAACACAGUCAAGGUAUCAGGACUUGUUUCAUAAAAUGAUAUAAGUAUUGUACAUAGUCAAGGUAUUA